CGCGUCGCAGGCAAGUCCUGGCAAUGGAAACUGUGGCCGAGGGUCACGUCCUGGGUGUGGGCAAUCCGCUGUUGGACUUUCUUGCUAAUGUAGAUGAGCAACUGUUUGCGAAGUACAAUUUGAAGACGGACGACGCGAUUCUAACGGAUGAUAAAGACAAUCCGUUGUACAAAGAGUUAGAGGAUAAGUAUGACGUGACGUACGCAGCUGGGGGAGCGACUUUAAACACCAUAAAAAUGAUUCAGUGGACUCUGCGUAAACCACAGCGAUGUACAUACAUUGGUUGUAUUGCAUCCGAUUAUGCUGGUGAUCUUUUAAAGCAGGAGUGUGACAAACUCGGUCUGCGCACCCGUUUCGAAGUCACCGGCAGCGGUUCGGGGACUGGACGGUGUGCGGUACUGCUUCUCGGCAAGCACCGGAGCAUGGUCACGCACUUAGGUGCCGCCAAAGAACUUUCCCUUGGGGGACUUCUAGACGCAUCUAUUUGGUCCCUUGUCGAGAGUGCCAAAGUUUAUUAUAUAUCAGGCUACGUGAUCAGUUCUUGUUUUGAAGGAAUAAUUGAAAUUGCGAAGCAUUCACGAAUAAACGGAAAACUGUUCUGUUUCAAUUUGAGUGCCCCAUUCAUCUCCACCUUCCUCACCGAGAAAUUGGACGCUAUCCUUCCGUACGUGGACAUCUUAUUUGGCAACAAAGCAGAAGCAUUGGCUUACGGCGAUUCACAUGGCCAUUUCAACGAACCACUUUCCAAGAUUGCUCAACGGCUGUGCAUGAUUAAAUCCAACUCCGAUAGACCUGUCGAUCGUAUUGUAAUUAUCACUCAAGACGCCGACCAAGUGAUUGUGGCCAGAACCGGGGAACCUGAGACCAAAGAAUUCGCUGUACCUCACAUUGACGAUGAGUAUAUUGUGGAUACUAACGGAGCCGGUGACGCGUUUGCCGCCGGUUUCAUUGCGGAAUACAUCAUUAGCGGUUCGGUGGAAAAAUCUAUUCAAUCAGCACUCAAAGCUGCAGGGUAUAUUAUACAAAGGUCUGGUUUCACACUGGGACCCCGCGACAAGUAUGACUUAGAUUAAACUACUUUUUUCUCGAAACAGUGUGCAGUUUUUGAAACUCUUUUCACUUUUGAGCUUUUCCAAUGUAUAUUGAUCAGUGUGUCCCACGAACCAACAGUUUUCAUUUUGAAUGGCAUUUUGUGCAUGUGUGGCUUAACCUGCAUUGUUCAACUUUACUUUAAUGGUCCUAUUUGAGCUCCAGACCCGACUUUUGAACUGUCUAGAUUUCUACUUUGUCUGAACCACAUGGAAGUUGGAGACCGUUCACAGGAAUAAUUGGUCUACUGACUUGUAUAAGUACCAAGAUUUUGUCGCACCUCUACUAUACCCUUUCUUCCCAAGUACAGAAUCCAAUUAUACCCCGCUAUAUAUGGUUGAAAAUAGUCCUGCUUAAUUCCUGCUCAUACG
This is a messenger RNA of Dicrocoelium dendriticum, 1460 nucleotides long. Lineage: Eukaryota; Metazoa; Platyhelminthes; Trematoda; Plagiorchiida; Dicrocoeliidae. The record is from the annotation of a GenBank genome assembly.